Messenger RNA from Penicillium brevicompactum, 558 nucleotides. RefSeq lists its product as uncharacterized. The coding region runs from base 1 to 558 and encodes 185 amino acids. The transcript has 2 exons. The record is from RefSeq and is a predicted model, not a curated record. NCBI's taxonomy places the organism in Eukaryota, Fungi, Ascomycota, Eurotiomycetes, Eurotiales, Aspergillaceae.
AUGGGAGGAGCGCGCGCCGCCGUAUCUCCCACGAGCCGCCGCUCUAUCACGCACCUCUACACAGAUGCCGCCAACACAGGCCAGGGGCUCUUCUUCUUCUCAUCCAAGUCUAUAUCAGACUGCUGGCUGGCCCAUUGUCACCAGCUUCAUCCAAGCAAUGCUGCCUCACUGGCCCUUGCUCAAGUCGCACACGCGCACAUCAAUACCACCGAAGUAGACGCCAUUCUACAAGGCUUCCUACUCUUCAGCCACCGUUGGCUUCAUCAUACUCUCGUUGUCCACACGGAUAGCUCCACAGCCUACACAGCACUGAGUAAAGGCUUCCUUCAUGGUCCGCCUAACGUACCUCUGAAAAGCCUACAUAUCCUAGCGGCGGCGAGAGACAUCCAAAUCGUGCCACAUUGGCUCCCUUCCGGGGAAAACACACUAGCAGAUGCCCUCUCCCGUAAUAACUGUCAAGAGGUUGCUAACAUUUGUCCCCACUGGCAGGGCCUCUCGGUGUUGAACCGCCCGCGUGGUUCUCUUCACGAGCUCCUCAGCUCAAUGCAGGCCACCUAA